AUGCUGGUUCCUGUGAAGGAGAGCUUCAUUUUCAUAAUCUUCACUUUCCCCAUUUUGAAGUGGACGGGGAAGUCUGGGUAUCAUCUUGCGUGCUAUGCCACUUCUGACCGUAGUUUACCUAAUCUUCUUAAGAUUCAACAAUCAGUUUAUUCAGUCGAUGACAUCAGUUUAGAAUACACUAUGGAACAUAAGGCUGAUUUUUUGGAAGACGCUAGUUCCUGUGAAGGAGAGCUUCAUUUUCAUAAUCUUCACUUUCCCCUUUUUGAAGUGGUCGGGAAAAGUCUGGGUAUCAUCAGAAAUAUAAAUAUGGAGGAUGAGCUUCUAGAUUUUGAAAAUAUUGAACCUCAGCAGCGGACAGAACUAGUAUUGGGUGAUGGCAAGGAGCUUUUGAGUUCAAUUGAAUUUGACUUAAUGAAAUAUCUCUCAGGUCAUCGUUUAGCAGUUCAGUGCCUUGAAGUUGAGUUGCACUGCUCAAAUUUUGCAUUGCAAAUGGACUACAUAUGUGUUGUAGAACAAUCUCAUUGUGAGGAGUACUCAACAGUCAACAUUCCAUCAAGGCAAAGCAGAUGGUGA
Messenger RNA from Fraxinus pennsylvanica, 573 nucleotides. NCBI's taxonomy places the organism in Eukaryota, Viridiplantae, Streptophyta, Magnoliopsida, Lamiales, Oleaceae. The record is from the annotation of a GenBank genome assembly.